AUGCCUGGACCUAUUCACGUCGAUGGUAGGAGCGAUCGCACGGUUAAGGAAUUCUGUCGUAGAGCCAGGAACGGCCGUAGCGCUAUCGCUGUCACUAAAGCCACUAUUACAGGCGAGCCGUCUACGCAAAUGACCUUGAAGACAUUUCACUUCGCUGGUGUCGCCACCAUGAACGUCAUACUUGGAGUGCCACAAAUCAAGGAAAUAAUUAAUGCUGUAUAG
Molecule: messenger RNA, 222 nt
Organism: Ostertagia ostertagi
Lineage: Eukaryota; Metazoa; Nematoda; Chromadorea; Rhabditida; Trichostrongylidae
Source: the annotation of a GenBank genome assembly